UCUACGCACCAGUUAGCGCCACUCUUUGCCUUCAACUCACUGACUGCCUCUUUGAGACAUCUUGGUAACUCCUGAAGCUUGAUUUUGCCGCAAAAAAUGUCCGAAGCAAUGGACGUGGAAGCUCCCGUUCCGCUGCCCAGGGAUUCCACGAACAGUGUCAUGUGUCGGUUGACAGACCCGGAGGGCACUCCACUCGGAACUCCGAUGUACCUUCCCGAAAUCGCCGGUCCCAAAGAGCUCAAUCAAAUGGUCAACAAGCUUCUUAGCAACGAUGAAAAAUUGCCUUAUGCAUUUUAUAUCUCAGACCAAGAGCUCGUGGUGCAUCUUGGGUCAUAUUUAGAAAAGAACAAAGUUUCUGUGGAGAAAGUCUUGACUAUAGUAUAUCAACCUCAAGCAGUUUUCCGGAUCCGUCCUGUAACCCGAUGUUCUGCAACAAUUGCUGGUCAUACUGAAGCUGUACUUUCAGUGGCCUUCAGCCCUGACGGACAGCAGUUGGCAAGUGGCUCAGGUGAUACCAUGGUUCGACUAUGGGAUUUGAAUACCCAGACACCGUUGUUCACUUGUAAAGGUCAUAAAAACUGGGUUCUUUGUAUCGCAUGGUCACCUGAUGGUAAGUACCUUGUGAGUGGAAGUAAAACUGGGGAGAUUAUCUGCUGGGAUCCACAGACUGGGAAGCCUUUGGGCAAUCCUCUUACUGGCCACAAGAAAUGGAUAACUGGUAUUUCCUGGGAACCUGUACACCUCAGUGCUCCAUGUCGCCGCUUUGUAACUGCCAGUAAAGAUGGUGAUGCACGAAUAUGGGACGCUACAUUAAGGAAAUGUGUUAUUUGUCUUAGUGGUCAUACACUUGCUAUCACUUGCGUGAAAUGGGGUGGAGAUGGAGUGAUUUAUACAGGAUCUCAGGACUGUACAAUCAAGGUAUGGGAAACUUCACAGGGGAAGCUUAUUCGUGAGUUGAAGGGUCAUGGACAUUGGGUUAACUCCUUGGCAUUAAGCACUGAAUAUGUACUUCGCACUGGUGCUUUUGAUCACACUAGUAAAAACUUUUCUUCUCCUGAGGAAAUGAAGAAGGUAGCAUUAGAAAGGUACAAUAAAAUGAGAGGUAAUGCUCCUGAGAGAUUGGUUUCUGGAUCAGAUGAUUUCACAAUGUUCCUGUGGGAACCUGCUGUCAGUAAACACCCCAAAACUCGUAUGACUGGUCAUCAACAGCUUGUUAAUCAUGUUUACUUCUCUCCUGAUGGACAAUGGAUAGCAAGUGCAUCAUUUGACAAGUCAGUCAAGCUAUGGAAUGGUAUUAGUGGAAAGUUCAUUGCCGCUUUCCGCGGUCAUGUUGGACCUGUCUAUCAGAUCAGCUGGUCAGCUGAUAGUAGGCUGCUUUUGAGUGGGAGCAAAGACUCAACCUUGAAGGUUUGGGAUAUUCGGACAAAAAAGUUGAAACAAGACCUUCCUGGCCAUGCAGAUGAGGUCUUUGCUGUCGACUGGAGUCCAGAUGGUGAGAAAGUUGCCUCUGGUGGCAAAGACAGAGUUUUAAAGCUUUGGAUGGGUUAAUCUGCCACUUAUGGCUAUGGAAGUUAGAUAUGGGUUUCUGGUUUUACUUCUGCACUGGUUUUACUGUGGGUACAAGCUUUAUUUUACACAGGAUGGAUCAAAUCUCGUGAACAGGCCAUAUCAUGUGGACCAUCAGAGAGCCCUCUUGUCAAAAUACAUGAAGUUGGAAGGUAUUUCGGAAUGUAUUAGUCGAGAGGGUGUUCAAAAUUCAAACAGUUGCGUUUAUGUACCCAGGGGUGAUCUCUAUUGCUACAUUUUGCAAGAGAAAGGCAUCAAAGUGCUUGCUGGAGGGAGGCAUGCAACUGAUACCAUGGAGUUGGAGUUUUGUUUCUCUUAUUCAUUAUCACUUGUACUGAUCUGCUGCACAGUGUGUAUACAAUACAAUAUUCCAUUUUCCCAUUUAGCUAGUUUAGAUAGAGAAGGAUUAUUCUCCCAGUAAAAGAUCUUUACUGAUCAGAACUUAUCUCCCAAGGUUUUUAUUUCAUAGUAUAAAUGCAGAAUUUAUCUGAA
Messenger RNA from Ipomoea nil (Japanese morning glory), 2058 nucleotides. RefSeq names its product notchless protein homolog. The record is from RefSeq and is a predicted model, not a curated record. The transcript is spliced from 13 exons. Gene Ontology annotation, cellular component: nucleolus. Gene Ontology annotation, molecular function: protein binding. Bases 97 to 1548 code for a protein of 483 amino acids. NCBI's taxonomy places the organism in Eukaryota, Viridiplantae, Streptophyta, Magnoliopsida, Solanales, Convolvulaceae. Gene Ontology annotation, biological process: ribosomal large subunit assembly.